GUUUUCGGUUGGUACACCUUAAACUGAAUUUAAUCUGUUUUCUGUUUUAUUGUACGCAUGACAGAUGCGGUCAGAAAAUUUUUCAGUUUGUAUUGAAAAGAUAUUAAUUCCAGAUUUAAUAGGUAUAACCUUGUAAAUUACCUAAAAUAAUUAAUGAUGCGUCGUAAGAGCACUAGAGGUGGCAAAAAAUCGCCAGUAAAGACCGAGCCAUCGAAAAAUGGACGCCGCAGCACAAGAAACGCUCGCCGUUCGGUGUCCAAGUCGGACGACGAGAGCGAAACGGAAGUUCCUCAAGAUGUCGAAGAAACUAAAAGUACACAGUCCGAUUACGAGUCGGACGAAGGCAAAAGUGAAGUGACAACGUCUAGGAGAUCAGCGAGAAGCAAGAGACCUUACUUAAAAUACACUGAAUCAUCAGAUGAGGAGUCUACAACCUCCACUAAGUCAAAAGGUAGGAGAUCCGCGUCAGUUAAGUCGGCAGACGUCGACUUUGACGGCCCGGAAGGGGGCACUAAGUCCCGCAGGGGCAGGAAGUCAAAGAAAUCUGAGACUGAACCAGCUACGCCUAGUGUUAAAAGAACAAGGGGGCGGGGACGCAUAUCCCCAUUAAGAGAGGAGUCUGAUAAUGAGGAAAACAAGGAGGAGGGAAAAGGUAAGUCUAAAAGUAAAAAAUCAGACAUGUCUUCAAAUAUCCAACCGGAAACAGAAACAUAUAGUGAAAUUUCCACGCAGGUGACGCCUCAGUCACCCUCUAGUGUACAUUGUACAAAUAUUGAAAGUGAACAAAGUGAAUGUCAGCCAGAAAAAAUUGAAUGUGACAUAGAGAAAAGUAAAGAUGAAGAUAAAGAGACAAUUGUAAAGAGUGAUAGUGAAGAAAAAUCUAAACACAAAGAACCAGCUACAGAUUCUGUUGAUUCAGAAAGCAAUAUUGAAUCAUCUGAGGUUUCACAAGAAACAACAUAUGAUCAAGGUGAUAAUUCAUCAGAUAAAAAAUCUGAAACUGAGUCAGUUAUUGUUGAAAAAUCUCUCAUACCUGCCAAUGAUGACAAAUCAGAAAGUAAUAAUUCAUCAACCCAAGAUGAAACAGCAAAUCCAGAACAAGAUGAAACAGAAAAUGUAUGUGAGGAACCACAUACUCCUCUUGACAAUGGGGAACCUAAAAAUGAUCAGUUACCAAAGGUGCAAGAAGAGCAGGUGAUUGAACCUGAGUUACCUAAGGAGCAAGAAAAAUCCCCAGUUGAGCCUGUUUCUGAAUCACCAGUUGAGCCUGUUUCUGAAUCACCAGUUGAGCCUGUUUCUGAAUCAGCAGUUAAGCCUGUAACUGAAUCAGCAGUUAAGCCUGUAACUGAAUCAGCAGUUGAGCCAGUUUCUGAAUCAGCAGUUGAGCCAGUUUCUGAGUCAGCUGUUGAGCCAGUUUCUGAAUCAAAGAGUGAAGAAAAAGUUGUAUCACAAGAAGAAACCACAACAGACAGUGGUGUAACUAAACCCAGUGAGCAGGUUUCUGAAACUCCUUCAGAACCAAAAGACACUGAAGUAACCACACCAGAGCCAGCAGAAACGAAGCAGCAAGUACCAGAUGAAGCAAAUGUAGAGGCAACUGAACCUGAUCAGCAAAACGAGGCGCCCAAUUCAAGUCAUGAAGAAGUUGAAGUGAAAAAUGAGGCUGAAACGGGCGCAGUUAAAGAUAAACUAUCUGACACAAAAGACAAAGAUGUUCCUAAGACUGAAAAACCUUCAGAAGUUCCUGCGAAAGUUGAGCUUACCAGGAAAAGGAAAUCUGAGGAACUCCAAGAGGCGCCUCAAGCAGACAAGCCUAAGAAGGUCGCCAAAAAAAUUAAGCUGGUCCGCAAGACUAUCGAUUCCACUGCCUCUGACGAAUCAAAGGAGCAGACACCUGAAGAGGGGACGAACGUGAAACGUUUUAAAUGGAACCACGUGGACUUGUCCAAAGUAAAACCGACAGAAAUCCAAAGAUUAGAUGUGGUGUCACUCAAAGAGGUGUGCCCAGACUUGGAAUUUGUUAAUGAGAGUGACCUGCAGUUGGAGCCUGUCUCCAGGCGAGACAGUCAACAUUCCGAAGGUCGGUCGAGGAAGAUCAGCGAGAGGCGGGAAUCCGAUCAAAAAUCCGAUUCGUCCGAGAAAUACAUCGUGGAAGCUGAGAGUGAGGAGGUCAAUGGGGCUGAGUCAAUAGUAGUGGACAAGAAUAUAAUAGCGAUGAACAGGAAAAUUAGCAUUGUGGAUGACACGGCGAGUAAACUGAAACCGCCGCCGAGUCCGGCCAAAAAUCCACCCAGCGAAGUCUUGUACAUCUCCAAUUUGGUCAGGCCCUUCACGUUGAAGGCUCUCAAGGAGCUGCUGGAGCGUACGGGCAAGAUUGUCGAGGAGAAGGGCUUUUGGACUGAUAAAAUUAAGUCUAAGUGCAUCGUUCGAUAUGAAAAACAAGAAGACGCAGAGGCAACUAGGAACGCGUUGCAUGGCGUACAUUGGCCGAUAGGCAAUGGUAAAAAAUUGAUAAUCGAAUAUUCAACUGUGGAAGAACUGGAGAAGUCAUUGAAUCCUCCAGCGAUACCAGUAUCAGUGCCUGAAAAGGAAAAUAAGGAGCCACAAGAGGAAGUCAAGUCAAAAGAUCACGACAAAGAUCGAGAUGAGGAGAAGAGGAGGAAAAGUCGUGAAGAGCAUGUUCGAGAACGAGACUCUGGCAAGCAGGAGCGUAAGAGUUCACGCAGCAGAGAAAGAAGACAUAGCAAACGAUCUGCCAGCCCUCAUGACAACUACACGAGCAGAAAACAUCAAAAAAGCGAAGAAGAACCGUUCCAAAUGAAGCUAAUGGAUGAUCUGUUCCUUAAAACAAAGACGACACCCAGUAUCUAUUGGCAACCCCUCUCUCCUGAAGAGAUAUCAAUGAAGCAACAACAGCGGCAAAUUAGAAUGGAAGAGCACAAACGCCGCAUGGAAGAAAACCAGAAUAACCGAGAGAGAAUCGGAAGAGACCGAAGGGGAGGCGGUUCCUCCUACCGACGUCGUUAUUAACUUUUACUCACGUCAUUUGUGACAAUUUACAUUCAUUAUUUCAGGCUUUCCACCUUUCCCAAACACAUCUCACCACAGUGUGAUUGGUUUUUAAUUUGCAUGUGAGCUUUUCUCCCCCAGUAGUUAUCCCGAUCAUUCUUUUUUAUUUUCAGAGCCUUUUAACCGUUUAAUUUUGGAUAGUUUUCCAUUCUCUUGGUGUGAAUGGCGAAGGAUGUUUUGUGGUGUUCCUAAUUUUUAGAAUGCGCAGAUCCAAAAACGUUUAGUUACAGGAUUUUUGAAGCGGAGGUGUUUUACGUAUUCGGACCAGUGCUGCAGUUUUGUUUAAAACGUAAAUCUUGAUGCUGGUGUCUCGUCGCAUCGAUAAAUUAGAAUUGUAAUAUACUAUAAGUAUUAAAUCAGUUUACAAAUUCCACAAA
Molecule: messenger RNA, 3446 nt
Organism: Aethina tumida (small hive beetle)
Lineage: Eukaryota; Metazoa; Arthropoda; Insecta; Coleoptera; Nitidulidae
Product: apoptotic chromatin condensation inducer in the nucleus
Exons: 7
Coding region: 154-3030 (958 amino acids)
Molecular function (GO): RNA binding
Source: RefSeq, a predicted model, not a curated record